AUGAUUACCCUCUCCAAGCCUCUUGCACCCCAUGUCAUUGACGUCAGCAAACCCGACGUCGAGCUCAGGUUGAAGCUCGAGCCAGCUCAAGAACCCCUCCAGCACAAGCUAGGGCGCAAAGCAAAGACGUCGCUCCGGUAUGAGCGGAAGAUGGGCGACAGCGAGCUGUCGUACUUUCUCCCGUCUCGACAGGCGGGCGUGAACGAUAUGUACUUGCACAUCGGCUUCAGUGCGCGGCCGGAAUGUAUGCAGCAAGCGCGGGUGCGGGCUGCAUGGGCGAUUCUGCGGCUGAGGCAUCCGUUACUCGCCGCGCGCGCGGAGACGUGCGAUGGCUUGUGGGAUGACGUCCGCUUUGUUUACGACGCCCCAUCGAGCCCUGAAGCCGCGUUUAGGGCAGCGGAAGAUGGGCUUUUGUUCCGCAUGGGGUCAAAGGAAGACCUGCUGGAAGAAUACCUUAAUGGGCCGCGGACGUUGUCGAACACGCGACUCUCCUGCCUGUUCGUGUCCGAAGUUCUCAUCGCACCCGAGCAGACACCCGGCGCACUCAGGGAGUACAACCUGAUUAUCAGCGCGGCGCACUUCAUCGGAGACGGCAUGUCCGCGCACAUGCUGGCUCACGAUCUCUUCUCCCUCCUCUCUGGGGCCGCGCACGAAGACGCGCUCCUCGAGCGGCUUAAGGAAGAAUGGAGCGUGCGCUGGGCUGGCACGCCGCGCGAAUCCGAGACUAUCCUGCCUCUCGCGCUCGAGGAGAGCAUGCUCCCGUCCGGUCCUAUGUCGCGCCUUCACGCCAUCACCGCGCGGGUCGACUUCGAGCUCUCCGAGGUCCGCGUUGUCGGCGGGCAGAUCUUCCCCCGCCGCGCUGCUCCCGCCGCCGCCUCCUCGCUUCCGAAUCAAACCGCGCGCCAAACGACAUACACCUUCGAAUUCUCCCCUGAGCGCACCCGCGCGAUCCUCACCAGCUGCAAGUCCAACCGCGCCUCCGUCAACUCCGCAUUAUUCGCCAUCUGCGCCGCGGCCUGGGCGCGUUUCAAUUCAUCCGGCGACCGGGUUAGCACGUUUGACGCCGGAACACCGACGCUCAUGUACUCCGCCCGGAGUCUCCGGCCCCCGAGUGCGACGGCGACGGCGAAGGACCCCGAUGCGCGCGGGGGAUCGUACUUCAGCCUCGCGUUGGGGUACUUUACCGUCGGGCUUCCGUCUUUCCUCCCUGCCGACGCGGACGUCGCGCAAGCGAAGGCGUUCUGGCACCGCGCCCGCGCUGCCCGCGCCCAGUGCGCCCGCGCCGCCGCGCACCCACUCACGGCAAGCCGGACGCGCGAGAUGGCGCGCUCGCGGAGCGAACGCGCGCAGGCCUUUGCGCGCAUGGACGACGCCGCCACCAGCCUUCUCCCUCAUCCUCCACCACCCACAGCAGACGUCAACCUUGCGUCUCUCCUGCCCGCGCGCGGGCCCGCCUCCUCGGCGGCACUGCUCGGGCUGUCGCUCCCAGGGAACCUCGACGCGCUGUACGCGCGCGCGUACCCGCCGUCCCCUACGGGUGACGAGGUGGAGAUCCGGCCGCACACGCUCACGCAGGGCGCGCGGCUACGGAAGCGCGGGGCGCUGCUCAUGGCGUUCACGUUCCAGGGCCAGCUGCGGCUGUGCUUGGGGUGGGAUGGUGAGGCGUUCGCGGAGGGCGUCGUGGAGGGGUUCUGGGCGGAGAUCUUGACGUGUAUGAGUGAGUUUAUGGGAUGA
This is a messenger RNA of Epithele typhae, 1734 nucleotides long. RefSeq lists its product as uncharacterized. Lineage: Eukaryota; Fungi; Basidiomycota; Agaricomycetes; Polyporales; Epitheliaceae. Bases 1 to 1734 code for a protein of 577 amino acids. The record is from RefSeq and is a predicted model, not a curated record. The transcript is spliced from 6 exons.